This is a messenger RNA of Lolium perenne, 2316 nucleotides long. Its product is annotated as TOM1-like protein 3. The record is from RefSeq and is a predicted model, not a curated record. NCBI's taxonomy places the organism in Eukaryota, Viridiplantae, Streptophyta, Magnoliopsida, Poales, Poaceae. Gene Ontology annotation, biological process: protein transport to vacuole involved in ubiquitin-dependent protein catabolic process via the multivesicular body sorting pathway. Gene Ontology annotation, molecular function: phosphatidylinositol binding; ubiquitin binding.
UCCUUUCUCCUUCCCACCUCCCCCAACCCCAACCAGUCCUUCCUUCCUUCCUACCCAAGAACCCUCCAAUCCCACACCACUUUGCUCCAAUCCGCCCCCAAUUCUUCCCACGAACUUUCCGUCGGCACCAGCGCGUCGCCUCCACCACCCCGGAUCGGAAGAGAGCCCGCCGCCGGUGCUCCUUGCCGCUGAAUCUCGCGGGGAGUCCGCCCAGAUUCGGAUUUAGGGUUUUUCGACGCGGUCGCGGUGGCGCGUUUACUCGGCCGCGUGGAAAUGUCGGCGGCCGUGGCGUGCGCCGAAAGGGCGACCAGCGACAUGCUGAUCGGCCCCGACUGGGCCGUCAACAUUGAGCUCUGCGACAUCAUCAACAUGGAUCCCGGACAAUCAAAGGAUGCACUCAAGCUCCUAAAGAAACGCCUUGGGAAUAAGAAUUCGAAAGUUCAGAUUCUGGCCCUUUAUGUGCUAGAGACUCUAAGCAAAAAUUGUGGGGAUAUUGUUUACCAACAGAUCAUUGAGCGUGAUAUACUAAGUGAAAUGGUUAAAAUAGUAAAGAAAAAGCCAGACUUAAACGUCCGGGAGAAAAUAUUGAGUUUGAUUGACACAUGGCAAGUGGCUUUUGGAGGUCCAUCAGGGAAAUAUCCUCAAUAUCACACCGCAUACCAAGAACUCAGGACAGCUGGUGUUGAUUUUCCACCUCGCGAGGAGAAUACAGUUCCACUGUUUACACCUCCUCAAAGUCAACCAUUGAGACAGCCACAUCUAUAUCCUCCAGGUCAAAGCUAUGAAGAUGUAGCUAUACAAGCUUCUCUCCAAUCUAGUGCCCCCGCUGCAUCUGCCCUGAGUCUAAGUGAGAUUCAGAGUGCUCGAGGAAUUGUGGAUGUGCUGGAUGAGAUGUUAAAUGCGCUUGACCACAGACACCCUGAGGGUGUGAGGGAGGAGGUCAUUGUCGACCUUGUUGGGCAGUGCCGAUCUUACCAUGCUCGUGUGAUGGAUCUUGUUAGUGAUACUGGCGAUGAGAGCCUUCUAUUUCAGGCUCUAGGACUAAAUGACGAGUUGCAGCGUGUUCUUCAGCGUCAUGAUGACAUUGCGAAGGGAGUUCCUCCCAAUAUACCAGUACCUGUUGCUGGUAACAUAAACCAAGGGGCAGCCCCUCGGCCUGCGGGGGUUUCAUUUUCCCCUCUUCUUAAUGUACACCAUGAGGAUGAUGAACCAGAAGAUGAGUUCUCUGUGCUUUCUCGCAGGUCUGCAAGGGACGGCGUAGCAGCACAGGGCAACCUGUCUGUUCCAAGAAAUGAAAGGCCAUACCCAAGCCCACUUCUUCCUCCACCACCGUCAACAAAAAGGCCUGUUUACACAGAGUCAAGCAGUGUUGACUAUCUAAGUGGAGACUCCUACAAGUCUGAAAAAGUGCCAGAUGAAUUUGUCAACCCGACGGCCCCAGCCAAUAUCUCGGCACCAUCUUAUUCAAAAAAAGAAAUGGACCAGCCACCAAAUUAUGAUAGUGUGCCUGAUGACUUCAUAAACCCAACUGCAGCUCCCAGCUUUUCUAUGCCUUCUCGUCCUACGAAUGAGUCGAAUAGUUCAUCUGUGAAUAAGCUUGAGAGCCUUCCUGACGAUGACUUUAUAAACCCCACUGCACUGCCUGGUUUUUCUUCGUCUUCAACUAAUGAAGAUCUUCCGAAAGCUCCAUGGGAAGCGCAAGCUCCAGUCUCUCUACCACCCCCUCCUGCAAGGUAUGGCCAAAGACAGCAGUUCUUUGAGCAACAACAUGGCUUUCCUGGUGGUAGCAAUGGGGAUGGCUAUGAUGAACUAAUGACACAGACAGGAAGCCUUUCUCUUAACCAAAGGAACACCGAGAAUGAGAAGAUUGCAUCAGUGUCGACCACAUCCCGCCAGCCCAAACCUGAGGAUUCCCUCUUCAAGGAUCUUGUUGAUUUUGCCAAGAAGAAUCCAUCUUCUCCAUCUAAACCAACCAACAGCCGCCGGACUCGCUGAGUGACCAGUGUUUCAGUCAUGUAACGCGCAUAAUUGAGUUGCCAGGCAACUGGUUAUGCUACAGGCUAGCGAGUUAGAUAUACCAUCAAAUAAGAGGGUUCAGACUGUUUUUCAUUGCCUUGGGAAUUAUUUGGUUUGCGCAUUGGAUAAAUAGAAUCACAGAUGUCAGAUAUUUAGUCAUGAUACUGGGUGUGGUGUGCAGUGAGUUGCUUUUGAUCUUUUUAUUUUCUUUUCUGGUAUUUGUUACUGCCUUUAUUUUACCUAGGUGUAUAUAUUACUCCAUUCGACAUCAAUAUUCAUAGUUGAGUUUGCAAUUUGAUA